CGCCCACACGGAAAGAUCGUGUCCAAUAGGAGGAGGAGGCGAAAUCUGACGCAAUCCUCGCGCGUGGAAAUCGGACGUCCAAUUGUGUUUCCUGUCGCUCACAUGGCUCUCGCGGUUGUGCGCUAACAUAUUUCACUAUUUAUUGACGUAUUUAUUAAUUUAUUCGGUGAGGAUGAUCAUUUCCACGAACGAGGGCAACCCGAACGCGCUGAAGCUGAUCGUCGCGGCGAAGCUGGCCCAGGAGGCCGUCUCUGUCAGGAUUCUGAAGCCCAGCGACGCUACCCUGGGCCGUUUGCCGACGCUGACUACACCCACAGGAUUGUCCCUGUUCAGCGUCUCGUCAGCGCUGCGUCUCCUGUUGUCCGUGCCUAAAGAACUGGAGGUUCUCAACGACAGAUGGUUGGAGUGGGAAAUUUCUCAAUUACAGCCAGUCAUAUUAAGUCACGCAGGCGCGAAGACUUCUAAGACUCCACAGAAAUCCGACUUAUGGUCUUUACUAAAAGAUCUCAAUAGUGAACUGAAAGACAAGCAGUACUUAAUUGAGAAAUGUAGUAAUUUAUCACCAGCAGAUAUAUCUAUUUGGGUAAGUCUUUGGAGCACCAUAUUGGUUACAGAUAUCGCAAAUGAUAUUACCAAGGACUUACCAAAUGUCAAUAGCUGGUUAGCUAAUAUUCAGAAGCAGUCAGUUAUUCAGCAAUCAAUUAAGGAAUUUACUGAAAUGUUGAAAUUGGAGAGAGGUGCAAAGGCUAUUGCGAGCAUUGAAGCUGCUUCUUGGUUUCCUGUCAAUACUUCGAAUAUCCAAGUCCGCGAAUCAGUACCUGGUGACAUUAGCCCAACUAAGGAAAAAGAGGUGGAGAUCAAAGAGGAACUUAAUCAAGAGGAACUUUGUAAUGUGGCAAAGAGUUGGAGCACUGAACAGUAUCCGGAAGUGAAGGAAAGUUCAUAUCCUAUACUGCCUAAAAAGGGUGAACGAAAUGUGUUGAUAACGUCGGCUCUUCCCUACGUUAAUAACGUUCCGCAUCUAGGAAAUAUUAUCGGCUGCGUUCUUUCGGCCGAUAUCUUUGCAAGGUAUUGCAGACAAAGAAAUUACAACACUCUCUACAUAUGUGGGACCGACGAGUACGGCACCGCGACUGAAGCAAAAGCUCUGCAAGAGAAAACGACACCUCAGGCUAUCUGCGAUAAAUUCUUUGACAUACACAACGAUGUUUAUCGCUGGUUUGGCAUCGGAUUUGACUAUUUCGGCCGCACAACUACACCCGAGCAGACAGAAAUCGUUCAAGCGUUUUUCCUAAAAAUUAAAUCGCAAGGCUACGUGUUGUCCGAGACCGUGGAGCAGCUUCAUUGCGAAUCCUGCGAUCGGUUUCUCGCCGAUAGAUUCGUGGAGGGCACGUGUCCCGGAUGCAAGUACGAGGACGCGCGCGGCGACCAAUGCGACGGUUGCGGUCAUCUCGUCAACGCGGUCGAGUUAAUAAACCCUCGAUGUAAGAUGUGCAACACUCGACCCGUCGUGAAAAACUCGAUACAGUUCUUCCUUGAUUUACCCAAGCUGGAGGAGAAACUGAAGGAAUAUACCGCUACCGUGGAGAAAGGAUGGUCCAACGUCGCGAGAGUGGUUUUAAAAGCGUGGCUACGCGACGGUCUUAAGCCGCGUUGCAUAACCAGAGAUUUGAAGUGGGGCAUACCGGUCCCGGUAGAGGGUUUCGAAAAUAAGGUGUUUUACGUCUGGUUUGACGCCCCUUUCGGAUAUAUCAGUAUUACUAAGAGGUAUACCAAAGAAUAUAAGAAAUGGUGGCAACCUCCUCAGGAUAUGAAAAUCGAUUUGUACCAAUUUAUGGCAAAGGAUAACGUUCCGUUCCACGCGAUAAUGUUUCCCGCUUGUUUACUAGCGGCUAAUCAAAAUAACACGUUGCUGAGAUGUUUAAUGGCAACCGAAUAUUUAAAUUAUGAGGAUAAGAAAUUCUCCAAAUCUAGAGGCAUCGGAGUGUUCGGAACCGAUGCCAGAGAUACGGGCAUUCCUGCGGACGUGUGGCGCUUUUAUUUGGCCUACAUUAGGCCCGAAACUCAAGAUUCCAAUUUUAAUUGGGUGGACUUGGCCACGAAAAACAAUAGCGAGUUACUGAAUAAUCUUGGCAAUUUUGUCAACAGAGCGCUGGUAUUCUGUGAAAAAUUCUUCGACUCUAAUGUACCACCGAUAGAGCCGGAAGAGGCCGAUUGGACUGUACUAGCGUUGGCGCAACGCGAGCUGACGUCUUACAUAAACGUCAUGGAGCAAGCCAGGUUGAGGGACGGCUUGAAGCACAUAUUGGCGAUUUCGAAGCACGGCAAUCAGUAUAUGCAAUUCCAGCAGCCGUGGGUGAAAAUCAAGGGAAACGACGAUGACAAGAAAAAGGCCGGAACUGUCGUUGCAAUCUGCUGCAAUCUAGCCUGUCUUCUGUCCGCUCUUCUGGCCCCCUUUAUGCCGACUACGGCCAAACAAUUGAGAUCUCAACUGGGUUUGAGUAACAAAAGUUACGGCUACAUCCCCGACACGAUAACAAACAUGUUACCUACUUGGCACAAAAUCGGCAAGCCCAGUCCGCUGUUCACCAAGAUCGAAGAUCAGAAGGUAGAGAUGUUGCGUAAGAAAUACGCCGGGCAGCAGGAUACUAAUGGCGAUGUAGCGAACAAAAGCUCCCAAGAAAGUAUCGCAUCGUUAGAAGCUGCUGUUACGAAGCAAGGUAAUCUAGUAAGAGAACUGAAAGCUAAAAACGACAAGAGCGUUUGGCAACCGCAGGUAGAAAUUUUGUUGGAUCUGAAAAAGAAGCUAAACGACCUCAAAAGCAGUGCGAACGCGCCCGCGAAGAAAUCGCCCGCGAAAAACAAGAAGGCCGAACCGACGCACGUGCCGGAGCAAAAUGGGGAUGCUCUGACAGACGUGGCGGCGUUGGAAUCAGCUAUCGCGAAGCAGGGCAAUCUCGUGCGAGAGUUGAAGGCUAAGGAGGACGGAAGUGUGUGGAAGCCACAAGUGGAGAUACUGUUGAAACUGAAACAGCGUUUGUCAGAUCUCACUGGAACGGCGCCAGUCGCUGUCGACAAGAAAUCCAAGAAGAAAAAAUAACUACAUUUCCUUCGUAAUAAAGCGAUGACAUUUUUUUCAUCCAUCCACGUUCUUUACGUAGGUAUUUCUUCUCGGCGCGUGCGAAGCGUGUGACGUAAUAGUAAUUCGAUUAACGAUAAAAAGUACACACGAAGCGUUUCAUUUAAUACAUUUAUUUCACCCUAUUCGCGCGUUGUGUAUCGGGGCUUAGAAGGGGAGAGGGGGGGGAUCGUGAAAAGACAUUUGUACUUUAUUUAAAGUGUGCGUUCGUUCGCACUACAUAUGACUGUCCGUAUGUAAUGAUGAUCUGAUAAACAAUUUACAUAAAAA
Wasmannia auropunctata (little fire ant) is the source of this 3409-nucleotide messenger RNA. RefSeq names its product methionine--tRNA ligase, cytoplasmic (gene MetRS). Gene Ontology annotation, biological process: methionyl-tRNA aminoacylation. Gene Ontology annotation, molecular function: methionine-tRNA ligase activity; ATP binding. Gene Ontology annotation, cellular component: aminoacyl-tRNA synthetase multienzyme complex; cytosol. The record is from RefSeq and is a predicted model, not a curated record. NCBI's taxonomy places the organism in Eukaryota, Metazoa, Arthropoda, Insecta, Hymenoptera, Formicidae. The coding region runs from base 173 to 3100 and encodes 975 amino acids. The transcript is spliced from 16 exons.